GGUGCCGAGUCGAGCAGCAGCAGCGGCAGCGCCAAGGGCAAGGAGAAGGCCGUCGACCUCAAGGGCUUCGCGGCGGGCACUGCGAGCGGUGUCACUAAGCUCAUCGUCGGCCACCCGUUCGAUGUCGUCAAGGUUCGCAUGCAGUGCUCGCCUCCAGGGACCUACGCCGGCCCGCUGGCGUGCUUGAUGCAGACGAUCCGGGCCGAGGGACCGCGCGCGCUGUACAAGGGUGCAACACCACCAUUGAUCGGCUGGACGAUCAGCGACAGCAUGCUCAUGGGCUCGCUUCAUCAGUACCGCCUCAUCAUCGCGAGAGCAGAGACCGGCGACUGGUCCGGGUGGCGAGACGACGGCAAGGGCAAGAGCAAGGAGGGCGAGAGCAAGUCGUUGCAGCUCAGCUUGCCCGGUCACUUUCUCGCAGGACUUCUCGCCGGCCAGACCGUCUGCUUCGUCGCGUGCCCGACAGAGCACCUCAAGGCGCGGUUGCAGAUGCAGACGACGGGGCCCAAGCUGUACACGGGCCCCAUAGACUGCGCCCGCCAAGUCGUUGCCGCAAAAGGCUGGCUCGGCCUGUACCACGGCUUCACGGGCACGCUCCUGUUCCGCAGCUGGAUGGGCGUCAUGUUCCUGUCGUACGAGGUCAUCCUGCGCGGCUUUUCCAAAUACGCGCCCGACAUGCAGCAAGGAACCGCCAAUUUCCUUGCCGGCGGCCUCGCGAGCAACUUUUUCUGGACGGGCGCGUUCGCGUUCGACUCGGUCAAGAACCGGUACAUGACCGACUCGUUGACAAAGCCCCGGUACACGACCUGGAGGAGCUGUGCGCGCGCCAUCUAUGCCGAGGGCGGGCCCAAGGCGUUCUACCGCGGCUUCGUGCCGGGCAUCUUGCGAGCGUUCCCGACCAACGCGUCAGCACUCUUCGUCUGGGAGGGCGUCAUGCGGCUCAUGGGCGCCGAGAAGAUCGUCGAGAAGAACGAUUGAGUGGGCGCGAGGAGGGAGGAGGAAGGCGAAGGCGAGCUCGUACUUAUAGAUCGCGGGUCGCGACCUGCAAUGCACCCUUCAUCGAGCCUGU
Rhodotorula graminis WP1 is the source of this 1069-nucleotide messenger RNA. RefSeq lists its product as uncharacterized. NCBI's taxonomy places the organism in Eukaryota, Fungi, Basidiomycota, Microbotryomycetes, Sporidiobolales, Sporidiobolaceae. Gene Ontology annotation, biological process: transport. Gene Ontology annotation, molecular function: transmembrane transporter activity. The record is from RefSeq and is a predicted model, not a curated record. The coding region runs from base 139 to 978 and encodes 279 amino acids. The transcript has 8 exons.